AGCCAUUGAAGUUGGUUUCUUUAUUCUUGCAAUUCCGGGAAUUUGGUACGAUUUCGUUUGGUGUCGCUGACGUAGCUUGUUGUGUGGCGGUUCUAGUAUGAAAAUAAUUGAAUACAAAAGCUCACGUCGUGCCCCUAAUCUAAGCUAACCAAGUACUUUGGAAUUCUUACAACGCAAAAAACAAAACAACGUAUUCAGCGAUUAAAAAAAUAUCAGCAGUCAUCAUGGGUAUUGCAUCGGGAGUCGGUCAUGUCUUCCAAUCAAUCGUCGAAGUAAUUCAAGGCCUAUUAGCGACCGUCAUCAACUUCUUCCAAUGGAUCGUCAACUCAAUCAUUGGCGUAUUCCAGGCCUUUGUCCACUUCGUUGAGGGAACCCUUGGUUUCGCAAUCCACAAUUUCUUUAUCUUAGGUACCUUGGCCGCGGUUGUUUUUGGAUAUCUAUUAUAUACCCAGAGACAGGGGACGGCGCCAGUUAGUCGGAGUGUCAAGAACAAGUCUUAGUGGCUGAAGACAUCAGGCAUGUUGAAGUAGCGAAUAUAACAGCGAUCCGUACACGUUAGAAAUAUAAUUGGUUUUGAGGAUUAUCUCGC
Molecule: messenger RNA, 589 nt
Organism: Hypoxylon trugodes
Lineage: Eukaryota; Fungi; Ascomycota; Sordariomycetes; Xylariales; Hypoxylaceae
Exons: 2
Coding region: 225-500 (91 amino acids)
Source: RefSeq, a predicted model, not a curated record